This is a messenger RNA of Cephus cinctus (wheat stem sawfly), 4344 nucleotides long. Its product is annotated as transcription factor Sp3. Gene Ontology annotation, biological process: regulation of transcription by RNA polymerase II. Lineage: Eukaryota; Metazoa; Arthropoda; Insecta; Hymenoptera; Cephidae. The coding region runs from base 1230 to 3869 and encodes 879 amino acids. The record is from RefSeq and is a predicted model, not a curated record. The transcript has 9 exons. Gene Ontology annotation, molecular function: DNA-binding transcription factor activity, RNA polymerase II-specific; RNA polymerase II cis-regulatory region sequence-specific DNA binding.
CAUUUUCGAAUAGAUGAGUAGAUUCGGGUUGAUUGAUAAGACGAAAAUUGUAAGUACAACAAUAAGAAUAGACGGUUCAGGAUGAAGAAUAAAGGAGCGCGAGUCUCCAAGGGGCGGUGGCAUAAAUGCUGCUCCUUCCUCCAGGGAAUCAGUACAGAGUUUUCAUGACGAGGUGAUGAGGAGGUCGAGCUAGGGGCCGAUGACGUUUCGGUGGCGGGUGGAUGCUCGCGAUGUUGGCCCCUAUCAUUGGGGGGAUUGGCCCCCCGACGGGGGUGGGCGGCCAGCCGCCCCUGCGUACGCCCCUGGGUUCCGAGUACGGGCUGGCGUAACUAGGGGCCACCAAUCAGGGGGCGCUUUGGAACCAACGCUGGCCUCGGUGACGCCGAACUUUCCACGCGCACCGCCCAACACCAAAGUAGUUCCCUACCAGCUAGCUGUGAGCACGUUUUUACGAGCGACUGCGUCUUAACGUCUCUACGGUGUAGUUACUUCGAACCUUUCGUAGCAGGAAAACUCAAGUUUCAGGAGCCGGAAGAAGAGCGUCGCCAGUGGUGUUGUUGUAUUAUCGCAUUCCUGGAACAGUUGGCAUUCUGUAUAACGACAAUGACGUUCUCAGUGACUCGCCGUAUAAUUCUCCUUGUGUGCAAGUGCUCCGCCUUCGAGGUGUCGCGAGAGAAGUGGUAAAUUUGGCGGCAAGUUUGAAACACGCGUUCGUGUCCUUGUAAACAUCCUGCCGAUGACUGAAAAAUAUAUGAGAUAAUAUCCGUAGCUGUGAAAUAAUGAACAGUGCGAUUAAGGAUAGCUAAACUGGAAGGAUAUAUUAAAUCUUGUAUAAAGAUUUCUAAAUAUAAUUCCAGAUUUGUAUCAAGUCGUGCGGAACACGCGGUUCUUAGCGAGUGUCGAUUGUCAUAUAUCGAUUGGCGAGGAGAAGACGGAUACGCCGACGCUCACAACUCGAGAGUGCGCCGACGCACGGCGUCGUCUUUGAUAGUGUGUUGUGUAUGAACGCUACGUGUAUGUGCAUAGUGCGUGCGUAUGACUAGACCAGCAUAGUCGUAGCGUGGACAGCACAUCGGGCUGUCGCUUGAACGAUGGUGCGAUUACAGCUCUGGUCAUGGUUACGGCUACGGCUACUCUCGCGAUAUUCGGCUUAAUCUUUAUCCAGAAGAAAAUAACGGUUUUUCAUAUACUCUACUCUGCUUAAGGAGUGUUUAAUAAGCGUCCACGCGAUGGCCACGGUCAAGAUACAACCGAAGGAAGAAAUUGAUGAACAGGAUCCGUUGCAAAACCAACCAUCACAACAACAGCAGCAGCAACAGGAGGCCUCUGAACAACAACAGCUAGAGCAGCAUCAACAGACAGUGCAACCACAAAUAAGAUUUUUAAGUGCGAAUGUACUUCAGCAAUUGCAACAACAGCAAGUCUCACAGCAGCAAGAUGUUCAGCAGCAGCAAUCACAGCAACAGCCGCAGGUCAUUACGUUGCAGCAAUUGCAGAAUUUUGUGCCUUUACAAACACAGCAGCAACAGCAUGAUCAGCAGAGGCCGCAAACCAUUUCUGUACAGGCUCUACCCCAGCAGUUCUUACAAAGCGCUCAGCUGGUCGGUAAUCAAGCACAGGCGGCGAUUCAACAGCAGCAACAACAGUCACAGCAGCAACAAGCUCAGCAACAAAAUCAGCAGCAACAACAACAACCCCAGCAACAGCAACUGAGCUAUAGCGUGAUCCCUCAAAUGCAAACUGUGAAUAUCGAUGGGCAAGAAGCACUCUUUAUUCCGUCUUCUGCUAUGUCAGCAGCAGGCGGUCAUCAUCAGUCUCAACCAACAAUGCAGUUUGCAACUGCAGGAGGGCAGCAGGUGCAACUCACUAGUCAGCAAGUGCAGCUAGCAAAUGGUCAAACAAUUAUCACACCACAACCGGUCAGUCUCAUCAGAGCACCAAAUGUCUUUCCUACCUCGAUUAUCCAAAACAUCGGGGGACAAACAGUUCAAUUGCCAACAGAUUCCAAGGCUAGCCUGGCUGUUUCAGGUCAAAGCGUACAAGUGCGACCGCUCCAGUUUCCGAUGCAACAUGUCCAGCAGACGGUACCUGUCCAAGUUCCAGUCACUGCCAGUAAUGGGCAGACGGUUUAUCAAACUGUACAUUUUCCUGUGCAAGCAUUGUCCAGUGUCUUCAAUAUGCCUACCACUCAAAUGAUACCACAGAUUACGCAGCAACUCCCUCAAGUAGCUCAAAUUAUCACGCCAAAUGGGCAAAUUCAACAGGUUCAAAUAGCAAAUUUGCCACAGCUUCAAGGGUUACAGGGUCAACAAGUUGCACAACAAGUGGCUCAACAAGUGGCACAGCAACAAGCUCAACAGCAGGUAGUACAACAAGUUGCCCAGCAGCAAACCCAACAACAAGUUGUUCAAACGGUACAGCAACAACAACAGCAGCAGCAGCAGCAAGUCGCUCAAGCCCAGGUGCAACAACAGCAACAGCAAGUGCAACAGGUCGUACAGCAAGUUAUACAGCAGCAGCAGCAACAACAACAACAGCAGCAGCAACAACAACAGCAGCAGCAGCAACAACAACAAGUUCAGCAAGUGCAACAAGCGCAGCAGGCUUCUACUCCCGCAUCUACAGUAUCAACUUGGACGACCACAGUUUCUGCUCCAAGUAACGUCCAGGUUGUUGGAAUUGGAUCCCUUGGGAGAUCAGUCACCAGUGGUACGAAUGUUUUGACGACGAAAGAUGGCCAAAAAAUUGAUGUCCAAACAAUAUCUACCUUACCACGUCCACCAGAAACAGUAGAGGGUGACAUUAAAUUAACCAGCAUCGAUGCCAGCCAAUUGGCCAGUGGCCAGGUGAUACACAUACCUGCACCACAGCCGACCCAGCAGACUAUGCAGCCCAUCACGAUAACUGGAGCCCAGGGUCAACAACUUACCCUAAUCCCUGCAUCCGCUUUGACUAACCUGACAACCCAGCAAGGCGGCAUGAUGCGCGGUGUGGGUGUAGGCAGUGGAAGCAUAAUGCAAUUGCAACAUGCAGGAGGUAUGAACGCUGCCAAUGGAUUUCUCCAGUCGAUUCCUGUACAGAACAUACCUGGCCUGGGAAACGUACAAGUCAUCCCAGCGAGUGCACUUCAGCCUGCUACAAUGCAGACUUUACCAACGGCAACAGGAUCACCUAUAGUAGGUACUCCUACGGCAGUUCACCUAGACCCAAUCGACCCUACCAAGUGGCAGAUUCUCCAGACGAUACAAACCAACGGGACUCUUUCAACUCCAACACCUACUUCCCAUCAGCACCAAGUGAACAGUGCUGGCACAACAACUGGUACUACACCGGCUACGGGGGAUAACGAUUCUAGUAAACAACAUAGAAGACGCGUCGCCUGUACCUGUCCUAAUUGUGGUGAUGGCGACAGGAAUCGGGAUAUGACUAGGAAACGGCAGCACGUCUGUCACAUAGCUGGAUGUAACAAGGUCUAUGGAAAAACGAGUCACCUAAGGGCUCAUCUUCGUUGGCACACUGGUGAACGACCUUUUGUAUGCAAUUGGAUUUUCUGUGGCAAGAAAUUCACUAGGUCUGAUGAAUUGCAACGGCAUCGUAGAACUCAUACCGGUGAGAAGAGGUUCCAGUGUCCGGAAUGCACUAAGAAAUUCAUGCGCUCCGAUCAUUUAACGAAGCACAUUAAAACGCAUACGAAAAUUCGCAGCACGGCAGCGACGUCCACUCAGGAAGGAUCAUCAGAUAGUCAAUCUUCAAGCGAAGAGAAAAUUAUAAUAUCCUUGCACAAGGAAACGGAGCAGUCUGAAAUGGUGAUCACUGAUCAGAUAGAGAGCAUGGAAACCCAGACGACGAAUCAUGUGCCGCUUGAAUGAACAUUAUCAGUGCGAAUGAUUUGUGCGUCAUUUCAUGAUUUCUUAGGACGAAUGUAGCAUAUCGAACAUACCAUAACAAAAUGCAGACUGCAAAUGUAAGAUAGAUAGAAGGGUCUGUCAUUGAUUAAGAUCAUUCUGUCUGCUAAUUAUUAUGUUCGCGGGACUGUUUAUGACUGUCUGUGUAGAGACAAUUGCACAUAAUCUAUUUUUCUAACGAAACAUGUAAAAAUGUAUAUAUUGUAUAUUAUGGUAAGCGACCUUUUGCACAAGAAAAUUUUGCAAUUUUAAACGUUUGUAAACGUUAUUAUUUCUGGAAUUUUUUUCCAGUUUUUCAUUAUUGAUGUCGAAGUUUGUACAGUAACAAGAAUAUUGUGUUGUGUAAUGUAACAUUUUCGGCAGUGCGGCUCAGAACAUGACUGUACGGAUUAUUGUAUAUUGUUAAUCGAGAUAAUAUAUUGUUAUACAGUAAAAAAAA